Messenger RNA from Sipha flava (yellow sugarcane aphid), 570 nucleotides. Its product is annotated as zinc finger MYM-type protein 6-like. The transcript has a single exon. NCBI's taxonomy places the organism in Eukaryota, Metazoa, Arthropoda, Insecta, Hemiptera, Aphididae. The record is from RefSeq and is a predicted model, not a curated record. The coding region runs from base 1 to 570 and encodes 189 amino acids.
AUGAAAAUUGACCAUACCGGAGGGUUUCAACAGAAUAAUGAAAAAAAUGUUGAAGCUUCAUAUCACAUCGCCUUCAUGGUGGCUCAGCAAAAGAAACCCCAUACCUUGGAUGAAACAUUAAUUAAACCUAGUAUACUUAAAGCUGUUGAAAUAGUAUUUGGUGAAGAAAGCAAAAGUAAAAUAGCUCAAAUAUCUCUUUCAAAUAAUACAGUGAAACGACGUAUAGAUGAAUUAGCUUUGGGCAUUAAAAAUCAGUUGAUUCAUAAAUUAAAACAUUCCGUAUUCUUUGCAAUCCAAUGUGAUGAAUCAACUGAUGUGGCCAAUUGUUGCCAGCUAUUAGUUUACUGUCGUUUUAUAAAUGAACAGUCCAUCGCAGAAGAACUUCUAUUUUCCAAUGCUUUAAAUUCCACCUCAAAAGGCAGCGACGUUUUGUCUGCCAUUGACAUAUUUUUUGAUCAGAAUGGUUUGUGUUGGAAAAAUGUUGUAGGUGUCUAUACAGAUGGUGCUCCUGCAAUGCUAGGGUCAAGAUCAGGUUUUGUAAGCCUAGCAAAAAUAAAAACCCGUCAAUAA